CUCAUCGCCGUCGAUCUUUGUUUUUCUGCGGGGUGUUGUGCGUUAUCUCUCCUUGUGGUGGCUAGUCGUGUAUCGCGUAUACAGAGAAUGUUCGCAAAUAAAAUUGUCCCAACUAGUGGUCGCUGAAGCAUUGAGAGUGCGAAAUUCGGUCCCUCCAUAAUCGCAGCCAGGGCCAUGGAGUGUGACGACGCUGCAGUCGAACGGCAAAAGCUCGUCUCCAACGACGAGGAAGACGACCAAGCAACCAUCACCAAUUUGUCCUCCAGCGGGCAGGCGAAAUCAAUCCAAACACCAAUCUCGCCCGUGCUUAGCAAUAAGAUAUUUUCCAGCGGCGAAACGAGUCGCAGCCACAACUCCACUAGCUAUCCGGCCAGCCUGGGAAAGACGGAGAAGAGCGAUGCCCCUCCCACGGCCAGGCUGAAUUACGUCAAUGAGCGUAGGAAUCAGGAAGCCAAGGCCAAACCAAAAAAGCCUCCAAGGGAGCUGACCCCAAGCAGCGCGGCUACGGUUAGCUCUAGUGGCAGUAGUAAUCUCCCGCUCAGCUCGCGGCUUAACCUCCGCGGCGCUCAGAAGGCAACUUCUGACCACUCGCAGGCCAGUAGCAGCCGGCAACACUCGAAUGCCGCCACGGCCAAUAGUAGCUCGAUUAGUUUGAACAAAAGCUAUAGUUUUACCUCACGACCACUAAAGCAUCACUCUUUCAUAUCAGAAGUACCGGACGUGCGGCACAUGGAGCGGGCACUGCUCGGGCUGCUGGAGGACUUUCACUCGGGCAAGCUGAAAGCCUUUGGUUCAGGCUGCACAAUGGAACAGAUGACAAGCAUUCGGGAACAGCAGGAAAGCCUGGCGAAGCUGCACUUCGACCUGGGCAAUGAGGCGUCCCUCGGUGCCAACGCCGGCAACAACGAAGCUCAAUCGCAGAACAGCAUGCGCAAACUGGUGGCCAAGCUGGAGCAGCUCUCGUUUUCGAUCGAGAAACUCCACUCGAGCAAUGUGGAACCGUAAGGGACUCACUCAUUUUAGGUGUUAGUGGAUAUGCUUUAAUAAGUAGUGGGUGUUAUUCGGAGAAAAUUUAACGGAUUUCGGUGUAAGCAUUUUGGUAAAAACAUUGGAGUAAAUUUAUCGCAUAUUUGGAAAGGUUCAAUAACCAUUGAUAAUAAAUUUUUGGACUGGAAAAGCCGACAUGAAUGAAACUUAUUAUUUAACAAGAAAUUUUGGGUUAAGUUUUUGAAAAAAAACUGAAAUUAAGUUAUUUUUGUAGGCACAGAAAAAAAGUUUUCUGGGAUUCAUGACAUUCUUGUUUUUCCUAAUACUUUGUUUCAAUUAUAUUAUUUAUGUAUUUUAAACAUGAAAAAGAAAAUGUGAUUCGGUAAUAAAACAUCAUUUGAUUUUAAAUAUUUAUUUCGCAACGAA
This is a messenger RNA of Aedes albopictus (Asian tiger mosquito), 1413 nucleotides long. RefSeq names its product coiled-coil domain-containing protein 28A. Bases 175 to 1005 code for a protein of 276 amino acids. Lineage: Eukaryota; Metazoa; Arthropoda; Insecta; Diptera; Culicidae. The transcript has 4 exons. The record is from RefSeq and is a predicted model, not a curated record.